Messenger RNA from Gavialis gangeticus (Gharial), 2616 nucleotides. RefSeq names its product autophagy related 5 (gene ATG5). Gene Ontology annotation, biological process: nucleophagy; autophagosome assembly; C-terminal protein lipidation. Lineage: Eukaryota; Metazoa; Chordata; Crocodylia; Gavialidae. The record is from RefSeq and is a predicted model, not a curated record. The coding region runs from base 142 to 969 and encodes 275 amino acids. Gene Ontology annotation, cellular component: Atg12-Atg5-Atg16 complex; phagophore assembly site membrane; cytoplasm. The transcript has 8 exons.
GUGGACGGGGGGCGCGCUGAGUGGCGGAGCGGGCUGAGGUCUCGCACGCGCGCGCGCGGCCGAGCCGCGCCGGGGGAGCUUCAGAGGGUAGUUCUGGUUGAAGCAACUUAGUCUACAUGUGCUUCAGUAUCCACUGGAAGAAUGACAGAUGACAAAGAUGUACUUCGAGAUGUGUGGUUUGGACGAAUACCGACCUGUUUCACUUUGUAUCAAGAUGAAAUAACUGAAAGGGAAGCUGAUCCCUAUUAUUUGCUUUUACCUAGAAUAAGCUACUUGACAUUAGUAACGGACAAAGUAAAAAAACACUUUCAGAAGGUUAUGAGACAAGAGGAUGUGAGUGAGAUAUGGUUUGAAUAUGAAGGCAGUCCCCUGAAAUGGCAUUAUCCAAUUGGUUUGCUAUUUGACCUUCAUGCAUCAAAUACGGCCCUUCCUUGGAACAUCACAGUGCAUUUCAAGAAUUUUCCAGAAAAGGACCUUCUUCACUGUCAUUCUAAGGAUGUCAUUGAAGCUCAUUUCAUGGCUUGUAUAAAGGAAGCAGAUGCCUUAAAGCACAAAAGCCAAGUCAUCAAUGAGAUGCAGAAAAAGGAUCAUAAGCAACUCUGGCUGGGGUUACAGAAUGAUAAAUUCGAACAAUUUUGGGCCAUAAAUCGGAAACUCAUGGAAUAUACUCCAGAAGAUAGUGGAUUUCGUUACAUCCCAUUCAGAAUAUAUCAGGCAACAACUGAGAGACCUUUUAUUCAGAAGUUAUUUCGUCCAGUUGCUUCUGGAGGACAGCUACAUACACUGGGAGAUCUCUUAAAAGAAGUUUGUCCUACUGCAAUUACUCCUGAAGAUGGUGAAAAGAAGAUUCAAGUAAUGAUUCAUGGAAUUGAGCCAAUGCUGGAGACACCAAUACAGUGGCUAAGUGAACAUAUGAGUUAUCCUGAUAAUUUUCUUCACAUUAGUAUCAUUCCCCGACCUACAGAUUGAAGGAUCAUCUAUCAGAUGCAAGGAAUUAUCCUCAAGAUGGAUUUAUCAGGGCAUGUCAGCCUUUUACUUCUGUUGGGGUUGGUGGAGGCAACCUGACCAGAAAAAAAAAAUUCACUGCUGCAAGCCAAACAGGAAAAAAGAUCUCAUCACCAGAUAAGGGCAAUUGGGCUGGUCUUACUUUGCUUCACCACUGCUUUUCUCCACUGUCGUCAUUUAAACCUCAGUUGCGAUAUGAAAGACUUUACAGGACCACUGUAAGCUUGCUCUUUUCUUGUAAAAUGUAAUGAAGUUGAAACUGUCAGCCUGAAGAGCAAAUGGAAAUAUGUGCCACUUGAUUUGUAUUUCUGAUGAACAAAUAAACAUGGGUAUUUCCUAAAGUACUAGUGGUUCAACUUUGAUGAGAGUGGAAAUGUUGGUUUAAUUUUCUAGAAAAUGAGACAUUAGGAGAGAUUCAGUUAUCAAUAACUUGUAGUAACUUUUUGUAAAAGAUCAAAUUACAGUAGACCCAUUUUCCUUAAUGAGAAUUUCAUAUGUUUACAGUAUGUCUAUUCGUAUGCAUAUGGUCUUUUAACUUUGAUAGCAAGCAGUGAGAUUUUUUAAAAUAAAACCUAUGAGCAUGUUUUAUUUAAGAUCAUACAAACCAAGUCACAAAUAUUAGGAUUUAUAAGCAGUUGGUCACUAAAAAUGUCCUAGUAUAUAUUAGAGCAUAUUAAACUAUGCCCUAAUCCCUCAAACCAUUUUUCAUUAAAAUGGUAAUGUCAUAGGGUAAUUUUGUCUCGGGAUCUGUGGUGUCAUUUCUCUUUGCCAAUUUAACUUUUUUUCUGUGAGAAUAUUUUCUUUAAUCAGUAAAGAAAAAUGUAAAAGGAUGUUACAGAUUAUCAUACCAUUCUAUUUAUUCCCAUAGGCUAGAAGGCAGUUAAGUCAUAAUAUGAUAAACAGAUGUAUUGUUUUUAAUAAUUUUGAAUAUUGGAAGCUGAGCCUUUUCUAAGCUAGUUCUUCAUUAUAUCUGAAUUUAUUUUCUUACUGUGGCAAUCAGCCUGUGAAUUUUAGAAGCCUAAAUCUCAUCGAAAUAGAUUUCCCUUAACUUACAAAUAUAUUUUUCACGAUUUGACUUUAAUGUUUUUUGAACUUCAUCAUUGCAGCUGCUACUGGGACCCUACCAGCUUUCCAGGUUACGGUACAUUCAUCCAAUUGUGCUGCAUUGCUUUGUUUGACAGUCUCGAUUGUUGUGGCACAAGAGUGUGUUAUAAAUAUACUAUCAACUAAAUGUUUUCCUGAAGAAAUGCAACCUCACCAAAAGAGAAAAUAUUGGAAAUUAUUACUGAAGCUGUGGCUCACUAAUGGCCUAGUAAGUCGCAGUGCUGUUGCCUUUUUUCCUGCUGGCCUUCUUUGUAGGAUCAUUUACCUGUAUAUGGAUGAAAAAACAAAGCAGACUCAUGCACAAAGAAGCAACACUGAGACAGUGCAGAAAUCGAAAGAAAGAAAAACCCUAAAAAGCUAAUAAAAAAUGACAGUGUGACUGAGAUUGAACAGAAGCAAAUAGGAAUUGUUUUAAGGAUAUAUAAAGGCAGAAAUUACAUUAAGGAGAGACAAGGGAAAAAGUAAAAGUGAAAUAGAUAUGUUGUAAAUAUGAAGAUUUGAAGGAAU